Molecule: messenger RNA, 992 nt
Organism: Schistosoma rodhaini
Lineage: Eukaryota; Metazoa; Platyhelminthes; Trematoda; Strigeidida; Schistosomatidae
Source: the annotation of a GenBank genome assembly
CAAAUAGUUUGCACUCACUGAAUCAUAGUCAGUGAAUAUGAAAUCCAUUCGUUACGUGUAUGCAAAUAUUGUGUGAAUGGACGUGUUGAUUCUAAUGUGAACUGAUCAACCAGUGGCUACGUGUGUUACAAGAGAGAUGACGAAACAUGCUGUAAUGUGAUUGAUAUUUGACUCCACUAAAUCAACACAAUCGACUCACAGUGAAAAUUAGAACCAAUUAUGUUCAAGGUUGUUGUGUUACUCGAAAUGUAUAUAAACAUGGAAACAUGAUUGGAGAGACAGACAAUUCACUUUGAGUUUGGUAAUCACUGACCAUGGUAUUGUUGCCUAAUAGACCUGCACCAGAAUUCAAAGGACAGGCUGUGAUUAAUGGUGAAUUCAAAGAGAUCUGUUUGAAGGAUUAUCGAGGAAAAUAUGUUGUAUUAUUCUUCUAUCCAGCUGAUUUCACAUUCGUGUGUCCCACCGAAAUCAUCGCGUUCAGUGAUCAGGUGGAGGAGUUUAACAGUCGAAAUUGUCAAGUGAUCGCCUGUUCUACAGAUUCUCAAUACAGUCAUCUUGCAUGGGACAAUUUGGAUCGUAAAUUGGGUGGAUUGGGUCAUAUGAAAAUUCCUCUGUUGGCUGACCGUAAACAGGAGAUUUCCAAAGCAUAUGGUGUAUUCGAUGAAGAGGAUGGUAAUGCAUUCAGAGGUUUAUUCAUCAUUGAUCCGAAUGGAAUUCUACGUCAAAUCACGAUCAAUGACAAGCCAGUUGGACGAUCUGUAGAUGAAACAUUACGACUACUGGACGCGUUCCAAUUUGUGGAGAAGCAUGGUGAAGUGUGUCCGGUGAACUGGAAACGUGGUCAACAUGGGAUCAAGGUUAAUCAAAAGUAGACUUUACAUCGUUCUUCAUUGAUCACCGUGAUCGUAUUAUGUGACUAGACAUCUGUAUGCUGUUGUACACAUGAAUCUGUAGUGUGAAAUUAUUUCCCAUAUAAACAACAUCUCACAUUC